Purpureocillium takamizusanense is the source of this 1074-nucleotide messenger RNA. RefSeq lists its product as uncharacterized. Lineage: Eukaryota; Fungi; Ascomycota; Sordariomycetes; Hypocreales; Ophiocordycipitaceae. The transcript has 2 exons. The coding region runs from base 1 to 1074 and encodes 357 amino acids. The record is from RefSeq and is a predicted model, not a curated record.
AUGCAGACGGCAGGCACUCUCAACAUUACCAAGACCAACUGCGGCGCGCCGAUCCGCGACAAGUCGCAGGUAUACAGCGACACGGCCGCCGCAUUCAGCAUCCUCGCGGCCGUCUUCAUCGUCCAGCGAUUCGCCUACAAGAUUUAUCAGAAACUCGCCAUCUGCCUAGACGACUGGUUCGCUCUUCUGACGAUGAUCAUUGCGGUGCCGGGGGCCAUCAUCAACGCACAUUAUGUACCCGCGAACGGACUCGGCCGUGACAUAUGGACCCUCACGCCGCAGCAAAUCACAACCUUCCUCAAGCUUUUCUACUUCCAGGAGAUCAUCUACGUCAUCGAAGUCUCGGUGUUGAAGCUGUCCUUUUUGUUCUUUUAUCGACGCAUAUUUCCUGGCACAACAAUACGCUGGUUGGUAUGGGGCACGAUUGCCUGUAAUACUCUCGUCGGUGCCGUUUUCACUUUAGUUUGCAUCUUCCAAUGCCGCCCGAUUCAAUAUUUCUGGGAGCAAUGGGAUCAGGAGCACCGUGGGCAGUGCCUCAACAUCAACGCAAUCGGCUGGUCGAGCGCGGCGAUAAGCAUUGCGCUGGAUGUCUGGAUGCUCGCCCUUCCGCUAUGGCAGAUCAGAACGCUUCGCUUGGAUUGGAAGAAGAAGAUUGGCGUGGGACUGAUGUUUGGCACGGGAGCCUUUAUUACCAUCGUGAGCAUACUGAGGCUCAGAUCGCUGCUCGCGUUUCGAUCAGACUCGAUGAACCCCACUUGGGAGUUCUUUGAGGUCGGUCUCUGGUCCGCCGUGGAGAUAUGCAUUGGCAUCGUGUGCGCUUGCUUGCCCUCCCUCCGACUCCUGCUCGUCCACGCGUUCCCGAAACAGUUUGGCACCUCAGCGAGGCGUGACACGGCAAGGUACAUACACAUGUAUGAUGCGGGUUCACGACUGGGUUCUCGCCCGAGACAGAAGCAUGCGGACGACACGGAUGCCUUGCACGCACAAACCUUCAAAGGCGUGGGUGACCGUGAUGCGUUCAAGCUCGUGGUCACUCGCCAUCUGGGCGGCCUGGAUCCUGACGCAAACAAGUAA